CUGCUCACCUCUCUGCGCUGGGCCAGACAGAGAGGUGAGGCGGUCCCCGGAGGAGGUGAAGGAGCGCUGAGAACUCAAUCUUAUCGGACAUAUACACACCUCUAUUUCGCAGACACGUCUGCCACAUAUAAUAUAUAUAGAGAGAGAUCUAAUCUGAUAGAUACUUUGAUCCUUCGUCGGUCUUAGGUCGGAGUUAAGGGAGGCUGCCGUAAAUUAAGGGAGGUUGCCGUCAGUCCUCAUCGGUCUUUGGGCCUCUCAUCUAAAGAUAUCAACACCGUCCAAACGAAGAGAGCCAUGGUGUCCUGGAUGAUCUCACGAAGCGUUGUGCUGCUGUUUGGCACUCUCUAUCCUGCAUACUACUCUUACAAAGCAGUGAAGACCAAAAAUGUCAAAGAAUAUGUCAGGUGGAUGAUGUACUGGAUCGUCUUCGCUCUGUACACCGUGGUGGAGACCGUCACCGACUCUACCCUGGCCUGGUUCCCUCUCUACUAUGAGCUGAAGAUAGCCUUCGUCAUCUGGCUGCUGUCUCCCUACACCAGAGGAGCCGGCCUGAUCUACAGGAAGCUGCUCCACCCCCUGCUGUCCUCCAGAGAGAGGGAGAUCGAUGACUAUAUAGUCCAGGCCAAGGAGCGGAGCUACGAGACCAUGGUCAACUUUGGCAAGCAGGGCCUGAGUAUAGCGGCCACUGCUGCUGUGACCGCCGCUGUGAAGGGUCAGGGCGCCAUCACGGAGAAGCUGCGGAGUCUGAGCAUGCAUGACCUGACCCAGAUCGGCCAGCAGGACGAGUCCCGGGGUAACCAGCUGUACCCGUACAGCUCCUCCAACCCAGCUGUGAAGAGGGCUCAGAACCAGGACACUGUGGACGGACCAGAGCACGACUACGACCAGGAGGACGACCGCACCGACGACGAGGCGGACCCUAUCUUCUCAGAGGAUGAGGCCGUCACCCAGAGGGGCCUGAGGCGCUCGCAGAGCGUCAAGAUCACCCGCUCCCGGGUCCGCAAAGACGCACGCUAUGGAUCCCUCAAAAUCAAAAGCAAGAAGAGACCAACACUGAGUUCCGUUAACUACGCACCGUAGAGACACACACACACACACACACACACACACACACACACACACACACACACACACACACACACACACACACACACACACACACACACACACACACACACACACACACACACACACACACACACACACACACACACACACACACACACACACACACACACACACACACACACAGUGCUGUUGACAAGAGGUUGAAGUCAUUGCAGGAAGAUGUCCUUUACUAGAACUGCACAUAUAUUGGUUCCCGUUUAUUUUUUAUUGUUUUAAAUAUCUAGAUGCUGAACUCAUUCAUGGAAUGAGACUCUCAGACAUUUUAUUCACACAAUUAUUUGUCUUUUCAUUACAUAAUGAAUGCCAGCUGAUCUUUUAAUUUUUUGCAUUCUAAUUAAGAUCUACUGUUGGCUAUUUGGAUGCUUUGUAUGAUAUUUAAUUUUUUCUGUUCUGAGUGUAUAUUAUUCUGGUUGUUGUUGCUUGAGGGUUUACUUCCAAAGAAAUCAGGCAAAUCCCACCCACAACUAUUGGUGGACAGGAUUAACUUUGGGAGCCAAGAAUACAUUUUGUUCAACAUAUUUUCAUAAAGACCUUGAUUGAAAACUGCUGCAUAAACCCAGUCAAACACAGCCAUACCAAUGAAGAGGAACAGAUCAAUAACAUGUGUAACUUACUUACUUUAUUUAUGUAAUCUCCUUGAGCGCUUUGCAUUCUGGGACAUUUCAGUAUUUACCUGGGGUGGGACUAGCCUGGUCCUACCAGACUCUCGUACUUUAUUUCAUUUGUACAGAGUCUGGACCUACUCAAUUGACAAACGUUAACUCACUUGAAGGCGGGUGUCUUUUGAAGUUGAAAACUAUUGGAUCUGCCCAGUGCCAAUCUGGAUCUGCCAUAACCAAUCGCUAACGUUCCUUCAGGCUGUAACAAACCAAACACCGUGAGUGAAGAUGUCCGUCAACGAGAGCUGACUUUAACGUCAUUGAUCUCAGCCAUUCUCUCUGUAUGCUGAUUGGACGAAGAAAAUUUAGAUGGAGAAAAUCCAUUAACAUACCGAAGACCCAGACCUAGUACUGAAGGGAAAUUCAAAUUGAGCAGAAGUACUUAGGCGGGCGGAGCCAGACUAGGGUGGGGCCAUGUCGUUGUUUUACAAGUCAUAAAUAAGUCUUUGCACUCAAUUCCCACGUCAAGAGAGGCAAGACCCAUGUCAAGACCCAUUUCCCCAACUUUGGUUUUCGAUUACAAAACAAGUCAUUAUGAGCUCUUCACCAAAUGUUAUUUCAUUUUAUCCUAUUAACAUAUCAAAUUGACAUAACUCAUCAAGGCUUUUUAAAACAUAAAUAUAUUUUAAAACAAGUACUGAUCAAGUACUUAAUAAUAUAAAAAAACGUUUGCUGAGCAUUAGCUCCACGAUCGGCCUCUAAUUAGUGUUGUGCAACUUCAAAUUUUGAACUCCGUUGGAAGAUGUUGCGUCUGUAAUUUCUGUACGCCAACAAAAUUAUAUUUGAUAUAAUUAUUCUCUGACUGGAGCUUCUUCGAGGUUCUGGGUCUCAGCUUGAUUGGAUGCUGUGGCAUUGUCGCAGACAAAGUGCAUCUGGGGAAUUCUGUGACCUGCUGGGAAUGAAGAGCGCAAACCUUUUUUGAAUCAGGGACAUUUAAGGGAGACCAAUUGAGUCGUGGCACACUUUUUAAAUAACAUACCUUUUCAACUUUGGGCUUUGGGGAAGGUACCACGUAGUUUCAGGUCCAAGUGAAGCCACGAGUCAUUGGCAUUUUUAGUCCAAGGCCAGUUGAAAGUGUUGACUUUGUCAAGUGGAGUCUUGUGUCAUGUGACAGCAGGCCACACCUCUGGUAUCUACAGCCUUAACACCGUGUAAAACUAUUUGGAGAUGAGGUAUUUUUCCUGUUAACAUCUCUGGUUGUAAAUAUGAACAUUUAUACUUUGUAUGUAUCAUUUGAGACCAAUGUUUUGGGAUGCUUGCAUAAUUUUUAUCAGUAUGCUUUUGAUAUUGCGUUCCUUUCUUUUUUAAGAGCUCUGUAUUGUGACCACUCUUUUUGCACACAGGAUUGUCACAGCGUUUCAUCUCAAUUAGAAUGUAAUCCUUUGAUAGGAGGAAUCCAGCUAUGCACCCAAGGGGAAUGCAAAGCCAACACCCUCAGCAUUUUUGUUUUCAUGUACAUUGCCUGUUCUCCUCACAUAACAACAUUAAUGCCACUAGGAAGAGCUAAGGGCUAAGAACCAGGACUCCAAUGGGUGGACCAAGUGCCUUCAUAACCGAUGCUUAUCAGGAGGCGUUAACAGACUAACGUGGAAUUACACUCCUCUAAUAAACCCUAGCUUUAAACUCCUCCGGUAAUGUUAACAGAUUGACUUGUUUUACAAGACUAUGCGUGGUGGGUCCUGAUGUCGGGAGCGAUGUGCACAGAGAAGACCUUUGCCUACCUGGCUCGCUUCAUGUGUCGACACAAAAAACGUUUUCGGAGCAGAAAUGUACAUAAAGUGUUGCCUCCUGUUUUAAACGACUAUACCAAAGCUCUGCAUGGCGCUGGCCGGAUUGAUGACGUGUUGAUGCUGAUCAAAGUAUAUCUGAAUAAAGUUGGUUUGAGAAAUUAAA
This is a messenger RNA of Gadus macrocephalus (Pacific cod), 3680 nucleotides long. RefSeq names its product receptor accessory protein 3b (gene reep3b). The transcript has 8 exons. Gene Ontology annotation, molecular function: microtubule binding. Bases 295 to 1080 code for a protein of 261 amino acids. NCBI's taxonomy places the organism in Eukaryota, Metazoa, Chordata, Actinopteri, Gadiformes, Gadidae. The record is from RefSeq and is a predicted model, not a curated record. Gene Ontology annotation, cellular component: cytoplasmic microtubule; endoplasmic reticulum tubular network; endoplasmic reticulum membrane. Gene Ontology annotation, biological process: endoplasmic reticulum tubular network organization.